Messenger RNA from Anoplophora glabripennis (Asian longhorned beetle), 1712 nucleotides. Its product is annotated as zinc finger protein 62 homolog. The transcript has 3 exons. Gene Ontology annotation, biological process: regulation of transcription by RNA polymerase II. Gene Ontology annotation, molecular function: DNA-binding transcription factor activity, RNA polymerase II-specific; RNA polymerase II transcription regulatory region sequence-specific DNA binding. Lineage: Eukaryota; Metazoa; Arthropoda; Insecta; Coleoptera; Cerambycidae. Gene Ontology annotation, cellular component: nucleus. The coding region runs from base 1 to 1521 and encodes 506 amino acids. The record is from RefSeq and is a predicted model, not a curated record.
AUGCAACCAGGAAACUCCAAAGAAAUAUUUUGUAGACUGUGUCUUAGGAUUAUAACCAAUAGAAAUUGCGAAAUAACAGGAGAAGCCAUAAGAAAGGUUCUGGAAGUAGUUUUGCCGAAUCUGAACAUCACUGCUAUCAAGGAUCCUAUUAUAUGCAGUUCGUGCUUUGAUUCGCUGCGUACUCAUGGUGGAUUUUUAAAGAACUCCCUUAAUGCUAACGAAAAUUAUAACAAUACAGAUGAGCAGUUUUGUAUAAAAACUGAAAAGACUGAAAUAAAACUGGAAGAAGAAAGCCAGGAUGCACAAGAGAAAUAUGAAUGUGAUGAAAACCAGUCUUAUAUUAAAUGUGAAGAUAUUGAGAUAAAAGUAGAUGAAGAGGCUCAAAAUAGUGACUCUUAUGUCUUAUACGAUGAAUCAGUUGAGGGAGAAAAGAAGUGCACCUCAGAAGACUUGGGAAAAACAAUGACUAAAUGUGUACUUAAAUAUGAGACAGGAUUAAAUGAAAACUGUACAACAUCGAUGUUUGGUCACAACAUCGAAGUAUCCAAAAGUAUCCAAUAUGACCCUUUACUAGACAAGCGAAUCUACCAAUGUGAUAAAUGUAAAUUUAAAACUAAAUUUAAAGCUAAUCUAAAAAGACAUCGGUUAAUGCACAAAAAUACUUCAGUGCAAAUUUACAGGUGUGAUACGUGCUACUAUGAAACUAAACUGAAGUAUCGUUUAAAAAUGCAUCAGUUAUCACACAAGGACCCUUCAGAAAUCCAAAUGUACAAGUGUGAUACUUGCGAUUUUGAAACCAAAUAUAAGGGGCAUCUAAAAGUGCAUCAGAUAACGCACAAAAAACCUUCGGAAAUCCAAAUGUACGAGUGUGAUACAUGUAGUUAUAAAGCUAAAUAUAAAAGUAAUUUAAACAGUCAUCAGUUGAUUCAUAAAGACCCUUCAGAAAUACAAAUGUGGAAGUGUGAUAUUUGCGGUUUUGAAAAUAAACUCAAGAGUCAAUUGAAAAGACAUCAGUUAUCACACAAAGACCCUUCGGAAAUCCAAAUGCACAAUUGUGAUACAUGUAGUUAUGAAGCUAAACAUAAGAGUCUUCUGAAAAGGCAUCAGUUAUUGCACAAAGACCCUUCAGAUAUACAAAUGUGGAAGUGUGAUAAGUGUAGUUUUGCAACUAAAUACAAAUGUCGAUUGAGAAGCCAUCAGUUAUCACACAAAAACCCUUUAGAAAUCCAAAUGUACAAAUGUGACACUUGCACUUAUAAAACUAAGUAUAAGUAUAUUUUAGACAGGCAUCAGCUAAUGCACACAAGUAUUUCAAACAUCCAAAUGUACAAAUGUGAUACUUGUGUCUAUGAAACUAAAUAUCAGCAUCGCAUAAAAUAUCAUGAGUUAAUGCACAAACGCACUUUGGAAGUCCAGAUUUACAAGUGUGAUAUAUGUAGUUAUGAAUCUAAAUAUAAGAAAGCUCUAAAAGUGCAUCAGACAACACACCAGAACACUACAGAAAUCAAAGUACAAGUGUAAUGUAUGCAGUUGAAAACCCUUUAUUUUCCUUCCUUGGACUACGGUGAUGAACUGAACAAUUUGAAGAAUUAAUGUAUCUUUCAGCAUUUAAAUGUCUUAAGACAGAGUAUAACUAAGGCAAUUAUACUGUUUGUUCUGUCUUAUUCGCCUAAAAAAAAUAAUUAUUUUUUUAUAUUAGAAAAUAAUUUAUG